Molecule: messenger RNA, 633 nt
Organism: Theileria orientalis strain Shintoku
Lineage: Eukaryota; Apicomplexa; Aconoidasida; Piroplasmida; Theileriidae
Exons: 1
Coding region: 1-633 (210 amino acids)
Source: RefSeq, a predicted model, not a curated record
AUGACUAUUACGAUUAGAGCCCUAAUUCUAAUUACUAUUAUUUCCAUUAUCAAAAAUGGAAUUUACGCAGACGAAGUGCAUCAAGAGCAUCCAGAAGAAAUAGAAAUUAUUACUGAAAACAGCCUAAUCCCAAACGACAACACCAAAUAUGAACUGAAAGUGAAAGACAUUAAGAUAUUUAAAUACAUAUUCAAUAACGACACCAGAUGCAAAGAAGUGAAGCAAAUAAAUAAAAUUGAAAACCCUCAAGAUCCAAACAAUGAUACAGUCCAGCACCUGACAAUAUGGAAGUACGACCGCUCCAAGCACGAAGGAAGGUACCCGCUCUCGUUCAGCUACACCAAGGACGAUGAAAUCGUGGUGGAUUACGGAGACGAGUGCGACAUCUACGUCAUGUUCGCAGGAAGGUGGCACUUCUACGGAACAGGAAACAUCAAGACAGGAAAAAUUAAAACUGAAAAGUUUAACUCGGAAGUAGCCAAGAGCGUCGUUACCAUCACAAGCUGCGUUCUCAUAGGCAUACUCGUAAUACUCAACUUCAUCGUGAUUACCUUCAUUAUACGCCUCUACAAGACCAUUAACCAGAUGAAGAUGUCGAUUGACAGAAGCGAAACUAGAAAGUUGCUAAUCUAG